AUGCAAGAUCUAUAUCGCCCCCUCGACAUUUCCAAGAACGAGAUCCGUCUCCUUUCCUUCGAAGACACCGCCGACAGCGGCACGGUAUCCCUUCUCCUACAACAUGUCUCCUUAAACGACAUGAAACCCGAAUAUACCUCUUUCUAUGACGAGAAUGCCUCGGCUAUGGGCGCCUUCCAGAUUUGCAAAGCCUGGAGCGACCGACACGAAUUCUUGCCCGUUGCACCCAAGCGAGAGAUCCACGAUGCCGUCGCAAGAUUUACCUGGGGUGAUUACAUUUGCUUGAGCUAUACGUGGGGGGACGACGCGGGACAGAGUGCGGCGGUGGUCGUCAACGGCGUUUCCACAGCUGUGAACAAACGUCUCGCAGCCGCGUUGCGAGACGUGCGGGAAAGCCACGAGGGUCAAAUCGGCAUGAAAGUCUGGGUGGACGCCUUGUGCAUCAACCAAGCCGACGUUGCUGACCGGAAUGCCCAUGUGUUGCGUGUGAGGGAUAUAUUCGGCGGGGCUUUCUCGGUGAUGGCCUGGACCAAGGACUCGGAGCAGUGGGACUUGGAGUUUCUGGGGCUGAGUCAGCCUGGGGAACAUCUUGAGCUUUGCAAUGUGGUCCUCAAAUUGUACGGCAAGCGGGCUCUGGAGGAAAUCCUCGGGGUUAAAGAGCGCGGCUGGGGGGUUGACGACGAGCAGUAUGAGGAGGUUAUGGGGCUGGUCCGGAUUCACAAUGUCGAUGUCCUGGUUUUUGACCAGUUCUAUUGGGAAGAUUCUGAUGAUUCUGAUGACCUUGGAUCUGGCAGAAUGCACUUGCGAGACGUACUCGCCAUGGAGCUGAUGCAGCUGUUUCGGAAGAGAUACUGGUCGCGGUUGUGGGUCAUACAAGAGCUGGCAGUUAGCCCUACAACGUCCACGGUGUGCUGGGGCAAGUUAACUUUCGACCUGUCGACGCUACAAGCCGUAUGCGAGAUUCUUCAUGCCCAGUCCAAGACCGAAGAGCGCAUGCAAGAGGAGUUCUGGCAAGAGUUAAAGCCGAGAUUUGAUCUUUUGGCAUUUAUUUCUACAUGGAGAGAACUGGAGGCUGCACCAGCGGACCAAGCCCGCCAACUAUUGGACGCUUCCAUCAAGGAGCUGAAGCAACUCGAACAACACGCGGCUUGCUCACUUCCACAGGACAAAGUUUACGGUUUGCUCGGACUGUUUCCAUUGUCCGUGACGUCCGCCGUGACGAUUGACUACACCCGGGAGUCUGCUGACGUGGUCGGAGAGUUUUUAUCUGCGGUGCCAGAAUGGGAAGCAUCAACCGUGAACUAA
This is a messenger RNA of Podospora pseudocomata, 1305 nucleotides long. RefSeq lists its product as uncharacterized. The transcript has a single exon. Bases 1 to 1305 code for a protein of 434 amino acids. The record is from RefSeq and is a predicted model, not a curated record. Lineage: Eukaryota; Fungi; Ascomycota; Sordariomycetes; Sordariales; Podosporaceae.